Sceloporus undulatus (fence lizard) is the source of this 1936-nucleotide messenger RNA. It is a transcript of the gene GMPR, whose product is annotated as guanosine monophosphate reductase. The record is from RefSeq and is a predicted model, not a curated record. The transcript is spliced from 9 exons. Gene Ontology annotation, molecular function: GMP reductase activity. Gene Ontology annotation, cellular component: GMP reductase complex. Gene Ontology annotation, biological process: nucleotide metabolic process. Bases 255 to 1292 code for a protein of 345 amino acids. Lineage: Eukaryota; Metazoa; Chordata; Lepidosauria; Squamata; Phrynosomatidae.
AGGGGACAGCCGUCCAGGCAAGCUCCCUCCCGGCCAAGAGAGGAAACCAGAGGCCGGGGAAGAGGAGGAGGAGGAGAGCCGGCCGCCCCUUCCCUAAUAAAGCCCCCGGGGCUUGGCCUCUUGCUCCCGGCCCUAUAAAGACCCAAGGCUCCCUUGCUCCUCUUUGGCCUCAGAGAAGAAGGACGUUUGGGAAAGAGGCAACGAAGAAGAGCCUUCCUCCUUCCUUUAAUCGGGCGAAAAGGAGGAGGAGGAGGAUGCCCCGAGUCGACGCAGACCUCAAGCUGGACUUUAAAGAUGUCCUGCUCAGACCUAAACGGAGCAGCCUCAAAAGCAGAGCCGAGGUUGACCUUAUGCGUAUCUUCACAUUCCGUAACUCUAAGCAAACAUACACUGGGAUCCCCAUUAUUGUAGCAAAUAUGGACACUGUGGGCACUUUUGAAAUGGCACAGGUUAUGACUAAAUAUGCAAUGUUCACAGCAAUACACAAACAUUACUCUCUAGAACAGUGGAAGUUGUUUGCAAGCAAUCAUCCAGAAUGCCUAGAGCAUGUAGCAGUGAGCUCAGGCAGUGGAAUUGCUGACUUCGAGAGGCUGACAAAUAUAGUAGAGGCCAUUCCACUUAUCAAAUACAUUUGCCUUGAUGUGGCCAAUGGUUAUUCAGAACACUUUGUGGAAUUUGUGAAAGCUGUCCAUGCCAGAUUUCCCAAGCACACCAUCAUGGCAGGUAAUGUGGUAACAGGAGAAAUGGUGGAAGAACUACUACUGGCUGGAGCAGACAUUAUCAAAGUGGGAAUUGGGCCAGGAUCUGUGUGUACCACUCGGAUAAAAACUGGUGUGGGCUAUCCACAGCUAAGUGCGGUGAUUGAAUGUGCAGAUUCUGCCCAUGGACUGAAUGGGCAUAUUAUCUCAGAUGGGGGGUGUAGCUGUCCAGGAGAUGUUGCCAAAGCUUUUGGAGCUGGUGCUGAUUUUGUGAUGCUUGGGGGCAUGUUUGCAGGGCAUGAUCAAUGUGCAGGGGAGGUCAUUGAAAAAAAUGGCAAAAAAAUGAAGCUCUUCUAUGGGAUGAGUUCUGACACAGCUAUGAAGAAACAUGCAGGAGGCGUUGCAGAAUACAGAGCUUCAGAGGGCAAAACAGUGGAAGUGCCUUACAAAGGGGAUGUGGAAGACACCAUCCGUGAUAUCCUGGGUGGACUGCGAUCUACUUGUACCUACGUGGGAGCUGCCAAGCUUAAAGAGCUUAGUCGAAGGACAACUUUUAUUCGGGUCACUCAGCAGCACAGUCAAGUCUUCUCUUAAGCCAAAGAGGAAAAUACACUGAACUCUGAUCCAUGCUGGCUUUUCCUCCUCCUCCUUCUUCUUUCAGGGUUUUGUUUUUGCAUUUUUUGCAAUACAACUUCCUGCUGGCCUACUCCAGACUAAGAAAGCGGGGUAAUGGACAUCAUUAUUUAUUGUAGUGGUGGGGUGAAGCAUCAGGUGGACAAGUCAUAAACUGCAGCUGUGUUCAUAAUCAUUUUUAUUCAAAAUACAAGGACACUUGUCUUCUGGUGCUCUUGCCUAUUUAAAUGAGAAAUCUAGUUUCAUCUUUUAAUGGUAACCAUGAAAGUCUCUCAGUUCUACAUUGGUAUGAUUAUCUGUCUGUUGGGAUAAUUCUUGUUACCAGUAUAAGCAAAUCUACCCAAGUUUUGACAUUCACAUGCCCCGGUUUCUGCUGUUCUUGCAACAUGGCAUGGUACUCAGAAGAACAGGAGGCCAACUUUGGAAAACUAGCUGUUGCUGCAGGGAUGUUGCCCAGCAUGCCAGACUUGGACCAGCUCUUCUAGAAUGAAAAUAUGCUGCUUUAUUUUCACUGUGACAUUAAGUACUUGAUUUGUAAAAUUGUGUGCUUAAAUACGAAUGUUCUGAAAACUGUUGAUUAAACAGUUGUCUUCAUUUUAUUGUAA